This is a messenger RNA of Pseudovirgaria hyperparasitica, 939 nucleotides long. RefSeq lists its product as uncharacterized. Bases 207 to 836 code for a protein of 209 amino acids. The transcript has a single exon. The record is from RefSeq and is a predicted model, not a curated record. Lineage: Eukaryota; Fungi; Ascomycota; Dothideomycetes; Acrospermales; Acrospermaceae.
UCCUAUGAAAAUUUCUACUACGUUCUCCUGCACAUUCGCCACCACCACCGCUAAUGAAUGCAAUGCACGCAACGCUGUACCUAAUCGGAGUAUUUAUCUACACACAUAUUCUCCUACACACGUACGGGACGGUACUUUAUGGGAUGCGGCAGAACGCUCGGUCUUGGUCCGUGGUAUGGACGGUAGGUAGGUAGGCGUAUGUAUGUAUGUAUGCGUGCUGUCAUUCUCCCAUAUAUACCUCGUCCUGCCUGCUUCGUUCUCUCUCUCAUCUAGACAGACAGACACACAGACACACAAACAGUCAGACAUUCGUUACCCAUCGAACCACCAACCGCCAACCAGCAUUUCACUUUUUACUUUUCAACCAAAAACCACACCAACGCAACCAAACAACCAACCAAACCCCCACCACCAAAAAUGCACCCCUCAACCCUCCUCGCCCUCCUCCCCAUCCUCGCCACCACAACAACAGCCUCCUUCCCCGGCGGCACAAACUACUACCACGACGACACCCCCUACCACUCCGAGGUCCACGCCCCAUCCUACAUCCACUCCCUCAGCCCAGGCACGACCCCUCUCCCCAGCGCCCCGUCAUCCAUUGCACACUCCUUCCUCCCCAGCGCCCCUUCAUCCGCCGCAUCCAUUGCCGUAAACACCACAUCCAUCACCCCAUCCAUCAUCCCAUCUCCACCCUCCUCGUUCGUCCCCGGUAUCCCGUCCUUUACUCCUCCAACCCCGGCGCAAUCCUCCUUCGUCCCGGCUGGGAAUACGACGGUGUCGAUUAUCCCUACGCCGCCUGCGACUGGGUCGUCUGGGUUUGUGGUGGUUGGGAGUAGUACGCCGACGAGCGCUGGUAGUGGGUCUAGGUCUGCGACUCGUACUACUGGUGCGGCGAUGGCGAGUGCGACGAGUCCUAGUGCUGCUGCGGCGGGAGCGGCG